AUGGCAAUGGCAAAAGUCUUUGGAUUUACCUCUAUCGAUCAUAACGAUACCUAUCCGGCGAUCGCAAAAGCCUGCCAACAAGGAAAAGCCGUUCUCAUAACAGGCGCUUCGAAGGGGAUCGGUCGAGCCACAGCAAUCUCAUAUGCAAAGGCCGGAGCUCAAACAAUUAUUAUUGCUGCGCGAAGCAAUCUAGAUGAAGUCGAAAAGGAGAUCCUUGCAGCCGCAAAGGAAACAGGAAAAAGGUCACCUCAAAUACUCAAACUUGCGCUCAAUGUCACGGAUGAGAAGAAUGUUGCGGAAGCUGCUGCUAAAGUAAAGGAGACUGUCGGAAAAGUUGAUAUCCUCAUCAAUAACGCUGGAUAUCUUGAAGAAUGGAUACCGAUAAGUGAAAGUGAUCCAUCGGAGUGGUGGAAGACGUGGGAAAUCAACAUGAAGGGCGUCUACCUUGUGACUCGUGCUAUACUCCCUCUGGUCUUGCAAAGCGAAACCAAGACCAUUGUCAACCUCAGUUCUGUCGGCGCUCACAUGACAGCUAACGGGGCAUCUGCAUACCAAACCUCAAAGCUGGCUGUGAUUAGAUUCACCGAAUUCAUUGCCGCGGAAUACGGCGAAAAGGGAAUCGUUGCGUUUUCCAUUCAUCCUGGUGGUGUUUUCACUGAGUUGGCUAGCAAGUUGCCUGAUUAUUUGCGUCCAAAACUUGUUGACACGCCUGAACUGGCGGGUGAUAGUCUUGCAUGGUUGACUCAGGAGAAGCAAGAGUGGUUAAAUGGUCGUUAUGUUAGCGUUAAUUGGGAUAUGCCUGAGUUGAUUGCGCGAAAAGAUGAGAUUGUGAAGGAGGAUAAGUUGAAAGUGAGGAUGGUUGUGUAG
Molecule: messenger RNA, 867 nt
Organism: Talaromyces stipitatus ATCC 10500
Lineage: Eukaryota; Fungi; Ascomycota; Eurotiomycetes; Eurotiales; Trichocomaceae
Product: oxidoreductase, short chain dehydrogenase/reductase family, putative
Exons: 1
Coding region: 1-867 (288 amino acids)
Molecular function (GO): oxidoreductase activity, acting on the CH-OH group of donors, NAD or NADP as acceptor
Source: RefSeq, a predicted model, not a curated record